AUGUCGGAAGUUCCACAUACCAGCCAAGUUACCUUUCCGGUGACGUCCCUUUGGGCCAACCGCAAGUGCUUGAUCAUGGCUUGCAUUGUUGCGACCGCCAAUACUCAAUAUGGCUUCGACAGUGCUGCAAUUGGCGCUCUCCAGGCUAUGCCCGGCUUUCUGAAAGUGUUUGGCUUUCCUGAUCCAAGCAGCCCGGGAGGCUAUGGGAUUGACAGCACUUUUCAGCAACUGAUCGGCUCACUCUUGACGCUCGGUGCUUUUCUCUCAUCGAUCCUCGCUGGAGCUUUCGGUGCCUUCUACGGUCGCAAGACAGCCCUUUGGCUGGCUUGCUUCUUGAACUGUGUCGGACUGGCCAUCCAGAUUGGCACUACAAAUAAGGGAGUGAUAUAUCUUGGCCGAAUUGUCCUCGGAUUUUCGAAUGGGUUCCUCGUCACGUUCUCGAACAUCUACACCGCCGAAAUCGCACCAGCUCAUCUCAGAGGAGUUAUGGUGGCCCUUUUUGCCUACUGGGUCAAUAUCGGUGCCAUUCUGGGUACAAUCGUCGACAACUAUACUAAGGAUCGCCUGGACAAAGGUUCUUAUCAGAUUCCGAUUGGAAGUCUUUAUGUUGUGCCAGCCCUUCUGGGGGUUGGACUAUUCUUCGUUCCUGAAACCCCUCGAUGGCUGCUGCAUCAUAAUAAAGAAAGUGAGGCCCGAAAAUCCUUGGAGACACUACGGGCAGACUCGCUGGCUCCGGAGUAUUUCGAACUUGAAUGGGCAGAAAUUAUUCGCGGUGUCGAGGAAGAAAGAAGGAUCGCGAAGUCUGUGGGACUCCUGGAUAUGUUUCGCGGCGCCGACUUGCGGAGGACGCUGUUGUGUUGGGGUACCAUUUUGACACAAGCAGGCAGCGGAUCUUGGUUCCCUAUCGCCUAUCAGACAUAUUUCUUCCAAAUUGCCGGCAUCAAGCAAGCUUUCCAGUACUCAAUCAUGAUCACCUGUAUCGGGUUUGUGGGAGUCAACUGCGGCAUGUACGCCAUGCGCCAUCUGGUGGGGAGAAGAUUCAUCUGCAUCUUUGGGUCGAUCGUGACGAGUCUCUGCUUCCUGGGGAUGGCCAUUGCGCAGAGUGUUUCACCAUUUACCAUCACUACCGGCAAAGUCACGGUGGCAAUGGUUGCAAUUUGGGGUUUCUUCUAUAACGGCUGUGUUGGCGCUGCAACGUAUCCUGUAGCUACGGAGCUGGUGAGCUCCCGUCUCCGUGCGUGGACCGUGGGAUCAGCAACCUCGAUCCAAUACGUUUUUGCGUGGCUCACCAGUUUCUGCACGCCCUAUUUCAUCAACCCCACCGAUCUAAAUUGGGGCCCCAAGUACGGGUACAUCUGGUUCGGGAGCAACAUUGUGUGUGCCAUUUUCUACUUUCUCUGCAUCCCAGAGUUGAAAGGGCGAUCCUUGGAGGAGAUCGACGAACUGUUCGAGAAGCGAGUCGGCGUCUUCAAGUUCAAGACCUAUCAAACGGAGAUCCAAGAAAAGGCGCUGCAUGACGUUCAAGUCAACACUGGCGCUUUCUUGGACAAAAAGCCAGGCUCCUCGGUCACCCAUGUUGAGGAAUCGGUGGAAAAAGUCGAAUGA
Messenger RNA from Cladophialophora psammophila CBS 110553, 1605 nucleotides. RefSeq lists its product as uncharacterized. The transcript has 6 exons. Lineage: Eukaryota; Fungi; Ascomycota; Eurotiomycetes; Chaetothyriales; Herpotrichiellaceae. The record is from RefSeq and is a predicted model, not a curated record. The coding region runs from base 1 to 1605 and encodes 534 amino acids. Gene Ontology annotation, molecular function: carbohydrate:proton symporter activity. Gene Ontology annotation, biological process: carbohydrate transport; transmembrane transport. Gene Ontology annotation, cellular component: membrane.